AUGUCCGGUGGAUCGCUCAUUACAUUAAAGGAAGAAGAUGCUGGGGCUAGUGGAUCGGGCUCCAACAAUGCUGUUCAACACCAAACAAACCCGCAGCAAAAUGCUAGUUCUAACACAAUCGAAAGACAGAAUAGUGGCAAUUCAAGCAGUGGCGCAGGUUCAGCGCCUGCCGAGGGGAGCCGUCAAAAUAGUUUACAACGCAUCCAACAACGUAAACAAAAAGUUUUCAACUUGCCCGUGGCUCAAAAACUAGCCAAACUAUCUAUGUACUCAGCUUGUCAGGCCGAAGGUUGUCGUUGUACUGGAUGGAAGACACCACAAGAAAAUCGCCAUCGCGAUGUGGAAUCCUCGUACUGUCCGGAAUUCAGUGAAGAAUGUCGCAAUACAAGUUGCCGCCAUUCUUUACAAAGCCAUAUUUCUCAUCUAGAUGGGAUCUCGGCGGCUGAGAUGAACAACUUUUUGGGAGCAAUCAUUGAUAUGGAAAACUUAUUUAUGUCUAUGCAACGGGUAGAUGACGAGGAUACGAAGAAGGUAUAUUUGUACCUAUUCCGAUUGUUGCGGCAAUGUGUAAUUACGCGGCAACAGGCGGUAAUACGAGGUCCCUUGGGAGAUCCACCAUUUGAAUCGCCCUGCAUUGCAAAAGCUGUUUACUCGUUUGUCUUCUACAAAUACAACCAUUUGAGUCCAAAUGAAUUGCAGACUAUGACCGAAGUGGCUAAGACAUUUUUGAAUUUUCUUAAUCACUACAAUUUUGAACCACCUUCCAUGCGGAGGGCUGAUUUGAAGAAUGACGACGCUUCGACUUAUAAGAUCAACUAUACACGAUGGUUGGUUUUCUGUCACGUACCCGCCUUUUGUAAUUCUCUACGUCAUUUUGAGACGUCACUGGUAUUUGGUAGAACUCUGCUGAGGACAGUAUUUCAAUAUAUGGCUCAACAGCUUAAAAAGAAAUGCAUCUCGGAACGAGAUCGUUUUCCCGCCGACAAAAGAUCAAUCAUAACACAGAUGCCCAAAUUUUUGGAAGCUCUAAAAGCAGAACUUCUUAAAGAUGACUCUCCAAUAUGGGAUCAGUCGUAUAGGCCACCAACAGCUUUCCUUUUACAACAACGUAAAAGACAACAGGAUUCGACAACUGCAACGACCGGAAUAUCGAGUAGUAGUGCUACGAAGAAAGUCGGAACUGGGGAACCUGCCCACAAACGAGUAAAAAAAGAAAUUUCUGAACGUUCCAGUGGUGAUGUUUGUUAUGAAGAUCUUCCCGAUGAAGUAGUCAUUCGGGCAAUGAAAGCCGUCUCCGAAUCGAAAGCCAUCAACAAAACUGAAAUAUUAUUUCCCGUUAAUGUUUCACGCGAUGAAAAUGUAAAAGCCGAGGAACAAAAACGCGCUAUAGAAUUUCAUGUUGUGGGUAAUUCGCUAACGAAACCCGUGGAUAAACAAACAAUACUUUGGCUAUUGGGCCUACAAAGUGUUUUUGCCCAUCAAUUGCCUGAAAUGCCCCGAGAAUACAUAUCACAAUUGGUAUUCGAUACCAAACAUAAAACAUUGGCUCUAAUUAAAGAAAAUAUGCCAAUUGGAGGUAUCUGUUUUAGACCAUUUCCGACCCAGGGAUUUACGGAAAUCGUUUUUUGUGCCGUCACUAUGUCAGAACAAGUAAAAGGAUAUGGUACCCACUUGAUGAAUCAUUUGAAGGAUUACAGCAUUCAAAAGGGUAUAUUACAUUUGCUGACCUAUGCUGAUUGUGAUGCCAUUGGAUAUUUCAAGAAGCAGGGAUUUUCUAAAGAUAUAAAAUUAGCCCGACCCGUGUAUGCGGGGUACAUAAAGGAGUAUGACGGAGCAACAUUAAUGCACUGUGAGUUACAUCCCAGUAUUGUCAACACACAGUUUAUAUCGGUAAUUCGACGACAAAGUGAAAUAUUAAAAGAGCUGAUUGCCCAACGUCAUAAUGAUGUCCAGAAAGUUAGACCUGGUUUGACGUGUUUCAAAGAAGGUUUACCAUCAAUACCAGUAGAAUCUAUACCUGGAUUAAGAGAAAUCGGUUGGAAACCCCAAAUGCGUGCCCAUAGGACAGGUAGGCCACUUGAAGAGUCGUCGGAUCCGGAGAAAUUAGCUGCAUCCUUUGCCGCUGUCCUACAAUCAGUGCGACAUCAUGCAUCCGCAUGGCCAUUCCUAAAACCUGUUACUGUUGCCGAGGUUCCCGACUAUUAUGAUCACAUUAAAUAUCCCAUGGAUCUAAAGACAAUGGGAGAACGUUUAAAAAAGGGCUAUUAUGUAACAAGACGACUAUUUAUGGCCGAUAUGGCACGAAUUUUUUCCAAUUGUCGUUUCUAUAAUUCACCAGAAACCGAAUAUUACCGCUGUGCCAAUAACUUGGAACGUUAUUACCAGACUAAAAUGCGCGAAUUAGGUUUAUGGGAUAAAUGAUGUCGCGCCAUGUUGUCAACAAAUUUAGAGCCACCCAAUGACAAACCCGCAGACGAUGACGGAGACGGUAGAGCCUAUGACAUUUCUGAUGACAAUGACGAAGACAAAAAAACUCCAAAGGAUGAACGCAAUAUAACAAAUAUUGUAUCCAGCACUAGUAUUACCAACAA
Molecule: messenger RNA, 2591 nt
Organism: Musca vetustissima
Lineage: Eukaryota; Metazoa; Arthropoda; Insecta; Diptera; Muscidae
Gene: Gcn5
Product: histone acetyltransferase KAT2A
Exons: 3
Coding region: 1-2421 (806 amino acids)
Biological process (GO): chromatin remodeling; positive regulation of transcription by RNA polymerase II
Cellular component (GO): histone acetyltransferase complex; nucleus
Molecular function (GO): histone H3 acetyltransferase activity; protein binding
Source: RefSeq, a predicted model, not a curated record